GUGCGAUCGCCGAGUAAGCUCGAGUAUUGUGAGCAAGUGUUAUACAUUUUGGUGGCUUGGAGAUAUUGUCUAAGAAGCUGACAAACUUGGGUUAUAAAGCACGAGGCUUUCGUCUGCUCAAACGGAAAGACACGGAACGUUUCCUGAACUUGAACUUGACCUUUGUCCUACAACGACCUUUGAUAUUCUGUCCUUUGGCGUGUGCAUACCAUGUCUUUCAUACGCGCCGCUACCGUAGCACGGUCUUUGGCUGCAAACGCUCGCCGGUAUUCCGCUGAAGCUGCAGCGCCCAAAAAAUCGUCCAAACUUCCUCUGUAUUUUGGUGGUGCUGGAAUUGUUGGUCUCGGUGCCUACGUUUAUCUCGGAGGCAGUGAACCCAAAGUAGCGAAGAAAGUGCAGGAGACAAGCCCUCUUGAUCCACAGAAAUUCGUGGACUUCAAGCUCAAGAAGGUCGAACCGUACAACCACAAUACAGCGAAAUUCAUCUUUGAGCUUCCUGAUGGCCAAGCCUCUUUGCUUCCCGUGGCUUCGUGUCUCUAUGUCAAGGCUGCUGACCCCGACGCUCUGAAGGAUGACAAAGGCAAGCCUAUAUACCGCCCAUAUACCCCCAUCUCGCACCCAGACCAGGAGGGAGAACUUACCCUUCUCGUGAAGAAGUACGAGACCGGCAAUGCGUCGAAAUACUUCUUCACCUUGAAGCCUGGAGACAAGAUGUCCUUCAAAGGUCCUCUUCCGAAAUGGCCUUAUAAGAUAAAUGAAUUUGAGGAGGUUGGGUUGAUUGGUGGAGGAAGCGGAAUCACGCCUUUAUACCAAGUUCUUGCUCAUGCACUUGCUGACAACACCAACAAGACGAAGUUCAAGUUGCUUUUCGCCAAUGUCACGGAACAGGAUAUCCUUCUUCGCGAGGAAUUCGACGCACUGAAGAAAAAGCACCCUAAUAACUUCGAUGUCGUUUAUGUUCUUGACAAACCCCCUGCUAACUGGAAAGGCCCCAGCGGUUUUAUUACUGCAGACCUCAUUAAGCAGCACAUUGCACCUCCGUCGUUGGGAGACAAAGUAAAGAUCUUUAUCUGUGGUCCUCCCCCACAAGUUGCUGCGAUAUCUGGAAACAAGACCGGUAUCAAAUCGCAAGGGCCAUUGACUGGGGCUUUGAAGGAGCUGGGCUACAACGAGGACCAGGUCUUCAAAUUCUGAGUGACAUAUGGUAGAUUUAGCUGUAGAGAUAUACCUUUGGAUCUUGUCUUGUUUACAAUGAAUACCAUCUGUGCUCGACUGCUGUAUCA
This is a messenger RNA of Serpula lacrymans var. lacrymans S7.9, 1283 nucleotides long. RefSeq lists its product as uncharacterized. Gene Ontology annotation, biological process: ergosterol biosynthetic process. Bases 211 to 1194 code for a protein of 327 amino acids. Gene Ontology annotation, molecular function: cytochrome-b5 reductase activity, acting on NAD(P)H. NCBI's taxonomy places the organism in Eukaryota, Fungi, Basidiomycota, Agaricomycetes, Boletales, Serpulaceae. The record is from RefSeq and is a predicted model, not a curated record. The transcript has 10 exons.